Alnus glutinosa is the source of this 1277-nucleotide messenger RNA. RefSeq lists its product as uncharacterized. The transcript has 2 exons. Bases 143 to 814 code for a protein of 223 amino acids. NCBI's taxonomy places the organism in Eukaryota, Viridiplantae, Streptophyta, Magnoliopsida, Fagales, Betulaceae. The record is from RefSeq and is a predicted model, not a curated record.
AACAAAAAUAGAAAAAGGAAACACAACACACAGAACAGCGAGAAACAUCCUUCAUCUUCUCUUUCAGUUUCAGAUCCUUCGAAUCUCUCUGUGUCUCUUCCUGUCACGAGACAACAAAACAAAGAGAAGCCAAAAGUGGUGGAUGGCAAAAACCAACAAGUACGCCUCUAUCAACUUCAACCACAUCUACGAGAAAAGCCCUUCCACCAAUCCCAACCACAGCAGCAACAACAACACCAAGCCCACCAGAAACUCAUCUUCUUCUUCUUCCUCUUCGCCCUCUUACUCUGCAAUCUCGUCCCCCAAAACCCAUGGCCGCAUGUUGGUCCUGACCCGACCCACACCCACACCCACUCCCAAACCCGCCACCAUCCCACCACCGCAGCCUCUCUCUCCACAGCCCCAACCCCAGCGAUCCCAUCAAAUCCCAGGUCAGACCCCAUCCGAAUCCGGUUCGGACCACAUUUCUCUUCGUCCGUUGGGGCAUACCGGGACCAGUUCGCCGGUUUUAUCUUCGGUUCCGAGUUUGGAGAAGGAGAAGCAGGUGGUGAAUCCCGUGUUAUCGCCGAAACCUGGAAAGUUUGUGCCACCGCAUCUCAGGCCGGGGUUUGUGGGUAGAGAGGAGCGAUCUGUGCCGGAGUUUGGCCGGGGCAGGGACUCGGGCCGAAACAAUUUCGGGUCUCCGGUUAAGUACGGAGAGGAUGGGCGGCCCAAGUCGGGUGGUGGGUAUGACAGGAUGAGGGAAGGUGAGUCGGAUCUGGGGAUGGUGAUCAGGCCAAGGUCGAGUGGGAAUCGGCCGAGUUCGAGCGGAUGAUUUGUUGAUAAUCGACUUCUUUCUUGGGAAUCACUUGAUAGAGCAGAUGGACACCCCAAUAGCGACCAGCGGCAUCUUUUUGUCUCUGUUACUCGCAUUGAUUUUCAGAAGAAAAAAAGGAAUUUGGAUUCAUGGAAAUGACCAAACCCAACCAGUUGCUUACCUUUUCAACCCCAGGUGAUAGGAUUUGUAUCAACUUUUAAAGUGUUGUAUUGAAAAAGACAGGCUUAAACGACCACGUACUUUUUUGAUUCCUGGCCAUUGGCUCUCUUAUACAGGUGUCAGUGAAUGUAGAAUCAACUUCUUGUUUUUGUUUUUUUUUUCCAAGGCGCGAGCAUCUUGUUUGCUUGCUGCCAUUUUGAUUGUUCUUUUGUCUUCAUCCUACACUAAUGAUGCUUCUUGUGUAAAAAGAUUUAAUGCGUUGCAUUAUCUAUAUCAGUUCUUGGACUUUGUUUAAUUUAAA